Mesocricetus auratus (golden hamster) is the source of this 3620-nucleotide messenger RNA. RefSeq names its product 40S ribosomal protein S3a-like. Gene Ontology annotation, cellular component: cytosol; ribosome. Gene Ontology annotation, molecular function: structural constituent of ribosome. The record is from RefSeq and is a predicted model, not a curated record. NCBI's taxonomy places the organism in Eukaryota, Metazoa, Chordata, Mammalia, Rodentia, Cricetidae. Gene Ontology annotation, biological process: translation.
AAAAUAGGAAAGCUGCCUUUUUGGCUCUCGCAGCAGCACCAUGGCGGUUGGCAAGAAGGGAGCCAAGAAGAAAGCGGUUGAUCUAUUUUCUAAGAAAGACUGGUAUGAUGUGAAGGCCCCUGCAAUGUUCAGUAACAUUGGGAAAAUGCUGGUCACCAGGACUCAAGGAACUAAAAUUGCAUCUGAUGGCCUCAAGGGUCGGGUGUUCGAAGUGAGCCUUGCUGAUCUACAGAAUGCCAAAGUUGCAUUUAGAAAAUUCAAGCUAAUUACUGAAGAUGUUCAGGGCAAAACCUGUCUGACUAACUUCCAUGGCAUGGAUCUUACCCGGGACAAGAUGUGUUUCAUGGUCAAAAAGUGGCAGACCAUGAUUGAAGCGCAUGUCGAUGUCAAGACAACCAAUGAUUAUUUGCUACAUCUGUUCUGUGUUGGUUUCACUAAAAAACGCAACAACCAGAUCCGCAAGACCUCCUAUGCACAGCAUCGGCAGGUCCGCCAGAUUCGCAAGAAAAUGAUGGAAAUCAUGACCCGAGAAGUGCAGACAAAUGACUUGAAGGAAGUGGUUAAUAAAUUGAUUCCAGACAGCAUUGGGAAAGACAUAGAAAAGGCUUGCCAGUCCAUUUAUCCUCUUCGAGUCUUCGUUAGGAAAGUAAAAAUGCUGAAGAAACCCAAGUUUGAAUUGGAAAAACUCAUGGAGCUCCAUGGUGAAGGAGGUAGUUCUAGAAAACCUACUGGUGAUGAGACAGGUACUAAAGUUGAACGAGCUGAUGGAUAUGAACCAUCAGUCCAAGAAUCUGUUUAAAAUCCAGAUUUUUAAUAGUGACAAAUAAAAAAAUCUUAUUUGUGAAAACAAUAGGAAAGCCUAAUAAUCAUAAAAUGAAUUCAUGUAGAAGGGACAUCUGAUAGAACUUUGGGAUAUGAAAGAAAUUAUCUGAAUUAGAUAAUAAUAUUUAGAUGACACCUGGCAGAUUGGAGUCGGAAUGAGGGUAGAUGCUGUAGGCGGAAUGAAUAGUGUGCGUACAGGGUUGUGAUAAGAUGAGAAUAGGUGGUAGAGAUGAAGAGUAACUCUAAAGAAAUGACUUUAUCUCAUCACAAAACUGCUGAAGCCAUGGAAGAUCUUGGGUUACACCAUGAAAGCAUUGGGAGAGUUGCCAGUGGCAUUUAAACAAAUUUUGUUUGAGAACGAAUGAUUUAUGGACACAGUUCUAAAUCACUUAUCACCCACUGUGGACUAAUCAGACAUCCACACACCUUUUCUAUGGAGGACAAGAUACUGACUAUUUGGGUCCUCAUGGUCAGUGAUGCAACUGUGAAGCUGUUGUUGCUGUGUGAACAUAGCCAUAGAUCAUAUGUGAACAAGACUGUGUUUCCAUAAGACUUUAGUCACAAACAAUGAGAUUUCAGUCUAAUCUCAUUUUCAUGUGCCAUAAAACAUCCAUCUUUGUAUGUUUUAGAACUGUUAUCCAUUUAAAAAUGACUCUGUUGAUAGACCAUACAAAAAACACAAUGUUCCAUAGAUUCUUGUUUGCUGACCCUGCUCUAAAGGACAUGGAAAUAUAAUCCAAGUAGUAAUGAUAAUAUACAUUUUAAAUAGGAAAACAACACUUACUGGACUCUAGAACAAUAUGAGAGCAUAAGAAAGGCCUUUAUUUUCUUAUUACGUGGACAUCUGAGGAGCUUAGUAUCUCUUGACCACCUGGCGAUGUAAUGUUGGCUUCAAGCAUAUACAGGCCAUCUCCAAUACACAGUAUUUUCCUUAAGCCAUGGUUUCCUGCACCUCUGUCCACUCCCCAGUCUUCUCUCAUCUAACUAACCUCUAAGGGAGAAGGCAGCUCUCUAUUUAAAAACAACCCUUAUCUUCAGAAAAAUUAUAUUUAUGUUUGAGAUUUUUGUCCCUGACCUUGACACAUCAUUUUUCCCGGGGAGGAAGUACUCCAAAAAGAAGUCGCCAUGUUUCCUGAAGACAGGGCGUGACAUUAGGAAGUAGCAUAAGCUUAUGACCAGCCACAGGUCAGUGGUUUACAGGUUUCUCAACUACAAGAUCUACCUUUGUCUUUUUAAGCCUCAGUCCAUGGUCUUGAGAUACCAUGGAUAGGCCAAUAGAAGGAACUGCUUCCAACCAAAACAAAGCCUUGAAAAAAUCCAUUUUUGAGGAGUUCAGGAAUAUGAAAAAAAUAAUCCUUGCGAUGAAGAGUCAAGUGAUAUUACUGCCUUAACAACACCCUCUUUAGCUUUACAGAAACAACAUUAUCUAUUGACUACUAACAAAACUUAUAAGUUCUAUUUACCACUUACAAAAAAUACUGUGAUCUAUUCUGUGUCUAGAAUUACAUAUGUAUGCUUUCAUAUCCUCCACGUGUACUAUACUAAUUGUCAUCCAUGUAUAACAACAAAGUUUCAAGCAUGUUAUACAUAAUGAAGAUAAUAUUUAGCAUUCUGAUACAGUUUUAGCAUUGUUUUGGGGGCAUAAACUGAAAGGGUAACUUCUCAAGAUAUUGUAAAAUCUAGUUCAAAGGUUGGUUAAAAAAAACAAACCAGUAUCUUCAUUGUUUAUGAAUAUUUUGGUCUUCCAAAAAUCCAGCUGGGUUCCCAUAGAAACCUCACUGGUCCAGAUAUGAUGUCAUCACCCAACAAAAGCUAGAAUUCAACCACUCUAUUAAAAAUUGUUAAUACAAGUAAACAUUGAAUCAUCUAAUUAUUGGGUACACAUAGCAUUUUCCCAAGUGCAUUACUAUAAGGAGUUUGUUUUUUUUAAUCCAUUAAAUAUGAUUGGUCUAUAAUUAAAUACCAGAGCAGGGUGAGGCAUUGGCUGAAAUGGUAAAAUGAGCUCUUUAAAAAGAUGCAGCAAACACCUUCUGAAAAUAUAACUUAGUGAAAAAUUAUCUUAAUAAUGUUUUGAAAAGCUAAGCACAAUGCUUACUAAAUAAAUCACAAGUCCCCCAUCUUGGUAACAGAAGGGGUUUGAUACCCAUAAUGCUCAAAGGGUAGAAUUGAGAAGAUACACUACAAAGCAACUUUUAAUUCUUUCCAACUUUCUAUCUAAAGGUUAUUCAUUUUCUUUUAUCUUAAAAUGACAUUCAGGUCUCAUAACUUAGAUAAUAAAAAAAUCGUACUUGCACUUAUCGCCACCAAAGACUUUUUUGACAAUCUGGUUUAGAGUAAUAAUAGAUAACUUCAGUCUUUGACACAGGCUAAAGCUUUUGAGUUUCCUUGUAGGAGACCUGUGAAGAGAGGAGUGUGUAGUCUGAUGGGGCAGCACCUUAACAGUGUUUUCUUUCACUAUCUUCUCAAACAGUUACUCUUGUGUGCAAUGGGCGUGGGGAGGGAAAACAGCCAGAAUACUAGCUGGGAUUUCAUUUGACUGACAUUGGUUCCUUGUAAUUCUCUGCAACAUUACCAGGAGUCAAUGUCAAUCUUGUCCUUCAGUGGGCACAAGGGAUACUCUUCAUCAUACAGAUGCAGAACCUCCAGCUAAUUGCUUGUCCCUGCAACACCAAGGACAUCUGGACUUCUAAUUUCUUCCUACUGAUAUUCCAGCCCUCUGGGAAGACUUAAGUAAAUCCCAGCCUUGGGUCUGGAAAUAGGGUUCCACAGUUAAAAGCACUUGCUACUCUAGCAGAGGA